GUGUUUAUCUUCGUCAAUGUUAUCCUGAUAGACAGCCUAAUAAAGUAGGAAUGUCAGGUGUCAAACAAUUGAUUUUGUUGCUUCUUUUUCGGAUAUGUGUUUCUACAGAUUCAUACAAUGAAUUUAUGACAUGGGAGAAAGCAAAAGACAAUUGCAUGUUAGCAACACCGGAGUUUAUUUAUGAUGGUGAAAUCUUUACUGUAAAUGAUGAUCAGAACUUGACAAAUAGUAUGGAAGGAAGGUGGCUUGGAUACUACAAAAAUAUGCGGGGGUUUGAGUAUUUUGGAUGUAUUAACUAUCCGGAAAUGUUUGGAAUUCCACCGAAACGAAUUGGAAAUAAUUCACCAGGAAAUUGUUUUUCCGUAUGUUCACGAAGAGCAACAUUUGUUGGACUAAUGGGUCAAGAGUGUUAUUGUUUUAAAACGAUCACAGCAGAAGAGAAAGUUGUUAGCAAUGCGUCAUGUAAUGAAUCAUGUCCGCCACCAUCUGAAGGUUUAGCUUGUGGGGGACAAUCAUUUAUUUCUUUAUAUGUGGUUAAUAAAAAAGUUCUAAACAUCCGUAAGGUGUUUGGUCAAAAUAAAAAUAAAAGUAAUUGCGUCAGGCUGGAAAGCGACAAGAAACUUUUGUGGGAUCAGUGCGACUCUGCGUUACACAAUAAAUGCUAUGAUGGAACAACAGCUUACGAUGUGCCUGCUCCAACGACAGGUCGGCAAUAUUUUCCAUGGUAUUGGGCAAAUAACUUAUGUUUUGGCAGCAAUGUUCGACCAUUUUUAUAUGAAAAUGCUGUGAACUUUAACGGAACAACUUUAGAGUCUUGGACAGGAAUGUGUCGCAGUCUGUCAAUCUUCACAUUCUCAGAACCUAUUAUAGGAAACGUUCAUUUGGAAUACGGGUAUUUGAAAAGAUGUGAUGCUUCUGAUAAGUACGAACUUCAUUUUACUAGAAACAUGCAAGAACAAAAGAAAUCGCUGUGCAAAAGCGAUAGACAAACAUCAAAAGAGCAACACAAAACCGGUGAUGGUGGAAAUUCAGAUACAGAUGUAGGUUUAAUUGUAGGAUCAAUAGUUUCUGCUACCCUGCUUAUUGUUACCAUAGUGAUAAUUCUUGUUCUAGGCAAGCGGAGGAUACUCUUAGUUCAAUGCUGCAAGACAAAAGACCAGACACUGAGUUUUACCAACCAUCAGGGUGCUAAUGAGCAUGUUGUAACAGGAAGAAGGAAUUCAAACGAGCUCGCUUUGCCCGGCCAAAUUAGUGGUUCCUCAUACCAAAAUGUUGAAGUACCAUCUAGGGAGAUCACUGAUCCGCAUACAUAUUGUGCACUUGAACAUAUCGGACGGAGAACAAAUAAUAUGGAAAGUGAAUACAGUCAACUGUCGUUAUCUUGAUUUUGCAUGGAUUGUCAAAAAGAAGUCAUGGUACCAAUGUGGUGAAACGAAGUUUUUUAAAUCUUUUUGAGGAUCUUUUUGAAAUCUGGGAAAAUUCUUUCUGUCAGAAACUCAUGCAUGUAUAUUAUGUUUUCUCUUCUGUUGGUCCAAAUUGGCCUGAUUGGUUCAAGAUCACUAUGAUUUCUAUUAUAAUGAUUUAUGAUUUCUUGUUAAUUUUUGUCUAAAGUUACAGACUUUAAAUAAAUGCUUUAGUCCAUCGUCAAUGACCUUCAUCUACAAGUUUUUAUUUUUAUGAAAGUUACUGUAAUUAUUUGUGUAUCUGAAUACAUUGUAUUU
This is a messenger RNA of Ruditapes philippinarum (Manila clam), 1721 nucleotides long. RefSeq lists its product as uncharacterized. The transcript has 9 exons. The coding region runs from base 51 to 1385 and encodes 444 amino acids. The record is from RefSeq and is a predicted model, not a curated record. NCBI's taxonomy places the organism in Eukaryota, Metazoa, Mollusca, Bivalvia, Venerida, Veneridae.